AGAGCAGGUAAAACUAGAGCACUAACAUUAGUACCCUAAAUGGAGCAGAGGAACCACUUUGAUAUAGUCAUAUAAACAAAGUCAUGUAUCAAAUUAGGAAAUCUUGAGUUUAGUGGUUAGUUGUUUCUUCAUAAAUUUCACCACAUUUUUAGUCUAUAAAUAUCAACCAACUUUGUACCCUUAGAAUCAACAAUUCCAAACUCAAAAAUCUUAGUAGAGUUUGAUCAACACUUAUGGCUACAAAAAUGCACCUAGUGUUUUUGGCUUUCCUUUCAUUGAUACCGCCUUUUAUGGUUGCUCAAGCAGACCCGGGUUAUAGCUAUGGGUACGGCUUUGGAUGGGGUAGUGGUGGUGGGAACGACUAUAGCUCGUUGUCUCCGUACUUCUAUGACUUCUCUUGCCCUCAAGCUAACAACAUUAUUGCUUCGGUCUUAGAGAAUGCUGUUGCACAAGACCCUCGGAUGGCUGCUUCUUUGCUUAGGCUUCAUUUUCAUGACUGCUUUGUUCAGGGGUGUGAUGCUUCUAUACUGCUAGAUGAUAGCGCGACAUUUGUAAGUGAGAAAAAGGCUAAACCAAAUCUUAAUUCCUUGAGAGGUUUUACUGUCAUUGAUGAAAUUAAAGCCAGGUUAGAAGAAGCAUGCCCUGAAACUGUCUCUUGUGCUGAUAUCUUGGCCUUGGUAGCUCGCGCCGCCAGUGUCUUGAGUGGAGGACCUAAUUGGGAAGUCCCAUUAGGAAGAAGGGACUCAAAAGCAGCAAAUAUGCUACUUGCAAAUGCAACAAUUCCUCCUCCUAUUCUUACAGCCCAAAAGCUUAUUGCAUCAUUUCAACAACAAGGCCUAGAUGAAGUUGAUCUUGUCGCGCUCUCAGGAGCACAUACUAUUGGGGUGGCGAGGUGUACAAGUUUUAAGCAAAGGUUGUAUAGCCAAAAUGGUAACAAUCAACAACCAGAUUUGAGCCUCGAAAAGGCUUACUUAAAUGAAUUGAAGUCAGUUUGUCCUUCAUCAGGGGGUGACAACAACAUAACUCCAUUGGAUUAUGCAUCUCCAAAGACCUUUGAUAACACUUACUAUAAACUCAUCUUGGGAGGCAGGGGACUUUUGUUUACAGAUCAACAACUUUAUUCAGGAAAUUACGCGAAUUUAGCUCAAUUGGUCAAGUCUUAUGCUGAAGAUGAAGGGUUGUUCUUUGAUCAAUUUGCUAAGUCCAUGGUUAAGAUGGGAAAGAUUAGCCCUCUCUUAGGGUCUAAUGGUGAAGUUAGGAAGUAUUGUCGUCGCCCUAAUUAAUUCAUUUAAGUACUUUACCUCUUUAAGUAGGAUGAUUAUUGGGUUUAAUUUGUGAUUUAUUGGGUUCUUGUCAAGUUGUGAAUCCGUACUAAGGUUUGAUUAUUCAUGUUCGAUUUAAUUUUAAAAAUUGUUGUUAAUUUGUAAGGUUGAUGUUAGUUGCAAUCCUUGUAAUAAUGAAAUUCUUAUGCAAAAUAGUAAGGGUUGAUUUAAGGGAGAUAUGCAUUGUACUGUGUUAUAAGAUUUAUGCAAUUGAUCAAUUAUAACUUCUUC
Chenopodium quinoa (quinoa) is the source of this 1553-nucleotide messenger RNA. RefSeq names its product peroxidase 9-like. The transcript has 4 exons. The record is from RefSeq and is a predicted model, not a curated record. Bases 234 to 1283 code for a protein of 349 amino acids. Lineage: Eukaryota; Viridiplantae; Streptophyta; Magnoliopsida; Caryophyllales; Amaranthaceae. Gene Ontology annotation, biological process: hydrogen peroxide catabolic process; response to oxidative stress. Gene Ontology annotation, molecular function: peroxidase activity; heme binding.